UCUCUCUUUAAAAAGACCUAUUUAAUGCAAACUACAGAUUUUACCAGAUAAAUUAAGAAUAUAAACAAGUCACUUUAUCAAAAACUGAUUGCGGAUUCUGCCUUGUGACAGGAAUGUUGUUUCUGGCUCAAAAUGACUUGAUAUCAUUAAUGAGAAAUAUGUUUGACAUAUUAUUGGCCAAAAAGUAAUUUACAACAGUUUAAAUACAGCCAAUCAUUUUUUGGCAGAUACCGUGUCGUACCAAAGUAGGUACCCCCAGACAAACACCGGAAAUCCCAUUUUGGCAGACGAUCACUUUUGGGCACUAGGGUGGCCAUGUCGUAGGCUGUACAAAGACCCAGGGAAGAAACUAGGCCGCAGGUUUAGAGAGAUUUGUGAAGCAUAAAUCUCCCGGUAAACUCUGCAGAGAUUCACAGCAGAAGUCUAAAUCACGCGUUAAUAACGAGAUUCGCCGGUCAGGGCUGCUGAAUCCUUGUCUGACAAAAUGUUGACAGCAAUGGAAACUGUGUUUCCAUCCAGAUGUUUGAGUUUAUUACAUAUCUGCAGGUUGAUGGAAUCCAUGAUGUGCGUCUCCAAAGCGAGACAGUUGACACAACAGACGCUGUUAAUUAUUCAGUUAUUCCCAACACAGAUAAGUGAGCUGUUAUUGGAAUCAACUCUAAACUUUAUUAUUAAAUACGUAUGGGCGACGUAUGUGACACGUGAAACAAACACAAACAUCGCAGGGGGGUGGUGUAUACGAAAAUCAGAAGAAUUGGGAUAUAUAAUAAAUAUUUUUUAUAAAAAUGUUUUAAAUAAAAAAACAGGUGUUAUGCUGAGGACACGAAAUAAUCUGGCUUGCCUGUAGGUGGGGUAAUACGUCUUUCUACCACUGUUUUACUUGAAGAAGAAGACGUAAUGCGGAAGUUUGCUCUCACUUAGGAAGAUUUGUUUUUACUGAAAGUAUUUCUUAGUUACGCUUUGAUGAUUCUUUUUAAACCCCUAAAAAUAUUUAUCACAUUCGCUUUGAGGACAUGGCUGUUUUAGAUAGCAUCAGGUGAACUCGCAGGUUGCCGUAGUUCAUGAUAUUUCAGCACUUUGUUGGAGUUCCUGCAGGCAGUAUCCUCAGUUUUGAUGGAUCUUUCACGGGCUGUCUUAAUAUUGUGAGAACUAUACUGAGUUCAGUUUAAUGUCACAGGCCACUGCUCAUGUUAUGCAAACCAGCAGAUGUUUGUUUACCAGGUUUAUGCCACCAAAGGAAACGUGAGUAGAGAAACUGCAGCUGGUCUUAGAUAAUAAAUAUGCUGGACUGUAUGUCGUCGGUGUGGUUCUGGUUUGGAUCAGAUCGGCCUGGAUUCUGCCUGGGAACCUCUUUAUUAAUAACACUCAUGCUGCUGAUGUAUGCUGGGAGCAUCCAGGCAAGUCUCAGUGUUGGUCCAGGAGGAGACUUCCCGAGGUUCACAGAUGUAUUUCUGUACGCUCUCAGUCAUGAUGAGCUGCCCUCUCUGCUGGUCAGCGUUGCUCUGCUGCUCCUGUUUGGACCCUGUCAGGAGCGUCGCUGGGGGACAGUCGCCUUACUUCUCCUCUCCAUUCUGACAGUAAUCAUGCUACCUUUUCUUUACACACUGCUCCUCUUUGUUGGUGGGGGUGAAGCAAGUCGGAUCUAUGGCUUCUCUGCCAUCCAGCUCGCUCUGUUUACAGCACAGUGUCGACAGGUGACACAGAGGAGGCUGCUGAGAUGUCUGCCAGUCUGGUUUCUCCCCUGGCUUCUUCUUCUGAUUGGUCUGCUGCUGCUGCCCGGGACACCUGCUCUACUUCACUUCUGUGCAAUAUGCAUCGGGCACAACUAUCGUCAGCCCUUUAUCGGGAUGUUACAGGAGCUGGAGGAGGCCAGUGUCUUGGAUUUUAUUCCUGACUGGAUGUAUGUUUCGACCUCAGCCAGAUUAAGGUUGCCCACCUAUGCUACCUCACACAGAUCUAGACCAAUUUCUCAGACGAUGCCUGUAGAUCAGUCAGCUGCUGUCCCAGUGAACCAACCCUCUGUUUCAAACCACCAUUCAUGGAUUGAACCAUUGCCUGCCUGGAUAAUGGAGGAGUCUACUGCAAUUGCUGAGGCAGAGGUGCUGGAGGAGGAGAUGCUAAGGGCAGGGAUACUGGCCUCAUUACAGGAUGCUCCUGAUGAGCCUGAUCCAAAAGUGGAGGUUCCUAAAUCAUCAGUUUCCUCUCUGCGACUUCAGCAGCUGCAGAAGAUGGGCUUCCCCACAGAGAAAGCUGUAGUGGCUCUAGCAGCAUCAAAACAGCUAGAUGGCGCCAUCUCCCUGCUUAUUGAAGACAACAUUGGAGAACAAGCAGUGGUGGUAUCUAAGGGAAAGAGCCCACUGCCACCACAAAACACCUAGGCCACCUCCCUGAUGAGUCUUUAUCUGGACAGAAGUUAUGCUUGGGUUUUGCUGAGCUUCAGUAUUUUCCCUGUGGGUUACUUGAAAAACAAUUUUAAUGAUCAGAAUUAGAGCUGUGAGUGUAGAUGCAGACUUCACUCUUUGACCUUCUGUGUGCGCAAAUAUAAAUGUACGUCGGAGAGAGUGGAUGUCAUUUAUUUAAUUUAUAAAAGUGUUUAAUGAAUACUGUCCCAGCACAAAUGAAAAGAGGUGUCAU
Molecule: messenger RNA, 2634 nt
Organism: Archocentrus centrarchus (flier cichlid)
Lineage: Eukaryota; Metazoa; Chordata; Actinopteri; Cichliformes; Cichlidae
Gene: rhbdd3
Product: rhomboid domain containing 3
Exons: 5
Coding region: 1281-2378 (365 amino acids)
Cellular component (GO): membrane
Molecular function (GO): serine-type endopeptidase activity; protein binding
Source: RefSeq, a predicted model, not a curated record